AAGCGGGAUGUUCGGAGAGCAAACAAAGCCUUCGCUCUGUGUUGGCCGGACAAAGCGCCUUUAUAAAAGGAGCUGCCAAAUGCACACAUGCAGUCUGAAGGGGGCUGCUGUGCUGUCGCUGAGGCCGCCAUUGUCUCCUAUGGAAGGCUCCAGGGAUCACUUACAUAGUGAGAGCGAAACUGUCUCUCCGGACAGGGAGACAGGGCAGCUGGGGAUGGCAGUAGGCGACACUGCGGAAAUGGACGUGCCGGAGACACCCGAAGGGCCAAUACACCAAAAGGAUGGUGGUCCAUUAGAUGCGGCUGAUCCUACAGAAGAGGGCAAGGGCUGCUGUUCUCCUGCCACGGAAGGCCCAGAUCCGGAUGCUGCCCAGUUAGGCGCUCCAGAACCGGUGCCCUCAGCACCCUUGGAGCCGCCCGCUUUGACGGAGACUUCUGUGCCGCCGGUGGCCGACCUGCACCACCCGCGCCCCUCCAAAGUCUCGCUGGCCGAGAUGGAUUGCCUCAUCUGCUUCAACCGGUACAGCGCCCGCCGCCUGCCCAAAGUCCUGGCCUGCCAGCACGUCUUCUGCGCCGUCUGUUUGAAGCUCAUCCUGCGGAACGAAGACCACACCUGGCUCGUCAGCUGCCCGCUCUGCCGGAAGGCCACCGUCGUUUUCGGAGGCCUGAUCUGCAGCCUUCACGACAAGGAGGACGUGGUGGGCCGGCUGGGCAGCCCUGGCCUGGACGCCGAGGUCCCCUGUCCACCAGAGCCUCCUGGCACCGGCCUCCCUGACGGCAACCCCGCCUCUGAGAAUGAUGCCGUCAGGGGACCAAGCCGGGCAGCGGCCAAGAGGCUGGUGCUGCUCCUGCUGCUGGUGGCCGUCCUUAUUGUCGUAGUCCUCCCCUUCAUGUACACGGGGAUGCUGAAGUGGGUGCUUUGCUCCGUGGUGGUCCUGGGGCUCAUCAUGUCGGUGCUGCUUUGCUGCAACCCCAGCUGGAGCUGCCCAGAUCUCUUGCGGUCUCCCUGGAGGUGGAAGGAGAGCCAGGCAGUGUCGGUUGCUUGAGAAGACCGCCGGGCUGUGGUUUCCUUAUUUGUGGGUCGGGAGCGUUGCA
Lacerta agilis (Sand lizard) is the source of this 1094-nucleotide messenger RNA. It is a transcript of the gene RNF186, whose product is annotated as ring finger protein 186. Gene Ontology annotation, molecular function: ubiquitin protein ligase activity. The record is from RefSeq and is a predicted model, not a curated record. The transcript has a single exon. Gene Ontology annotation, biological process: protein ubiquitination. Lineage: Eukaryota; Metazoa; Chordata; Lepidosauria; Squamata; Lacertidae. The coding region runs from base 8 to 1045 and encodes 345 amino acids.